UGUGUAGGAACUAUUAGCAGAGUGACACAGCUGCCUUACAGAACUACUUGCAAAUUCAAGAAAUCUGUGGAGUACCCUGUUGUAGCUGAUUCUUCAAGAAGAGCUUUCUCAUCUCACUGAAUCAACAGAGAAUUACAGGAGUCAAAAUGAAAUUCAUCUUCCAAUCCUUCCUCUAUGGCUGUCUGCUGGCGACAGUAGCUCACUGUGUGGAACUUGAAGUGAAUCCAGAGUUGAAAAAGAGGCUAAGCAUAUGGCUUGGGAGCAGACUGAGACGGGAUCUUAACAGUGUGUCUGUAGAGAAGAUAGCAGAGUCUGAGCAUCUGGUCAGACCAGAAGAUAUCAGGGAUACCUUGGUGCCACAUUCCAGCACUGACAUCCAUGUCCGAACCAAGAGGUCUAAGGGCUCAGCCACCCAGUCGAGAAGACAAGGUUGUUCUCUGGGCACCUGCACAGUGCAUGACCUGGCACACCGCCUGCACCAGCUCAAUAACAAGAUGAAGAUUGGGAGCGCCCCUGUUGACAAGAUCAGCCCACAGGGAUAUGGCCGGAGGCGUCGCUCUCUUCCCGACCGCAGAGUCUCUCUGAGGCUGGACCAGGGCAGGCUGAGGCCCAUGUGGAGCAAGAUUGGCUCACAAGUCCACAAGCUUGAGGCUCUCCUCAGAAGGACAUGAGCAGGACUUUGCAGAAGGAGUUUGGAACCAAAGCGAUAGGACUUAGCGUCCUCUCUGCUCUCCUCUAAAAUUCUCCAAAUGCCUCAGACUCUUGCCAAGUAUUCUCCAGCACAUUUUCCAGGCAUGAGGACUGAGUCAGAGCUAGACUGGCUGCACUGAGUGUCUCUAAAAGCUGAGUCCUGCAGCUCAGUGAUGUUGAACAUGCAGCUGGCUAAAAGACACUGGAUAGCACAGUGUGGAGUAACCUAAGGUGCUGCUCUCUGCUUGGCAGAAGGAAAGGAAGAGUGCUAAAACCUGGCCAAGUGGAUCUCCUCUGGCCUAAGGAGGGAACUCUCUUUCUGGGACUAAACACACACUUUUCCUCAAGGCCAGGACUUUGAUAAGUGCUAUCCUCUGAGGAUUACACCACCAUGUUCCAUCAAACUGUCAGUACUUGUCUGCACUUUUCCAUUUGGACUUCAAGUCAAAUGAAUUAUCAGGAAAAAGACAUCAUCUUCACAAUGCCAAAUAGGGAGAAGCUACAGAGCUCUGAAGCUCCCAGUCUAUAUCAUGUUUGGACACUGUAUAAGGGAAAUGCCUUAGAUUCUGUGAUAUAUGUGCCAGUCCACAAUGGACUGAAAUAUACUUGAAAAUGUUUUAUUUUUUUGUACAAACACAUGUGCAAUCUAUAUUUGUUUUUUUUAUUGCAGGUAUAUGUAUAUAUGAAUCCCUUUAUUUAAAUAUUAUAUAGAGGUUACAUUAAAGUACUUAUGCAGAUAGAACUAUUUUUGUACAGGAAGAAAUAUAUAUGGGCAUUGUAGCUAUUUGUCAUUAUUCUUUUGCAAACUGUGGUAAUAGGAUAUUGUUUUAUAGGUAUAUUAUAUAUUUGUAAAUGUGUUCUAUUUUAUUUGUGUCAAAGCAAUAAACAUUGUCAUUCAAUAAACAUUUUGCAUACAAAAUCUAAAA
Molecule: messenger RNA, 1616 nt
Organism: Sphaeramia orbicularis (orbiculate cardinalfish)
Lineage: Eukaryota; Metazoa; Chordata; Actinopteri; Kurtiformes; Apogonidae
Gene: adma
Product: adrenomedullin a
Exons: 4
Coding region: 147-671 (174 amino acids)
Biological process (GO): positive regulation of heart rate; regulation of systemic arterial blood pressure; adenylate cyclase-activating G protein-coupled receptor signaling pathway
Cellular component (GO): extracellular region
Molecular function (GO): adrenomedullin receptor binding; hormone activity
Source: RefSeq, a predicted model, not a curated record